Prunus armeniaca (apricot) is the source of this 426-nucleotide messenger RNA. NCBI's taxonomy places the organism in Eukaryota, Viridiplantae, Streptophyta, Magnoliopsida, Rosales, Rosaceae. The record is from the annotation of a GenBank genome assembly.
AUGUCAGGUGAAGUUGUUACGAAGCAAUAUGGACAAUGGAAAACACAGAUAAAGGAUGUUUUUAAUAUCAGGGUGGUCAGUGGCCUUAAGUGUAAAGUGUUUGGACUGGGACCUUGUAGCCGGCUACAAGCUCAAGAAAAACCUCAAAGGGAGCCAUUGUCUGGUGUGGUUCGGUCAUUUAGGAAAGCUUUCGGGGCCUCUGAAGGUGGGGUGACGUCAAUGGAAGAGGAGCAUGAGACAACGUUUUUGUUGGGAGUUGCUGUGGGUAAGAGAAAGGGUGUCAAGGUUGGGGGUCAGCGUGGUCGGGGCAGUCUCCCAAAACCUAGUGCAUUGGAAAGUGUGGAGGAUGUGAGUUUGCGAAAGACCACUGGUUCUACUGGCAAAUCCGUGAUGGGUUCCGGUGAAUGGGCCCAUCACGAGAAAUGA